Messenger RNA from Polistes dominula (European paper wasp), 1898 nucleotides. Its product is annotated as solute carrier family 35 member H1. The record is from RefSeq and is a predicted model, not a curated record. NCBI's taxonomy places the organism in Eukaryota, Metazoa, Arthropoda, Insecta, Hymenoptera, Vespidae.
AUAAAAAUAUUUAACAAAUUAUUUGAUUUAACGAAGAUUAUGAAUUUUGAAUGUCUUAUUAGAAUUCGCGGGCUUAAUUUGAACGAUAUCAGGUAUGAAUUGAAGAGGGCACUGAGGUAACAAUACUUACCUUAAAACUCUUUAUAUAUAUUAUGACGCUUUGUUCAAUUUGUAUUCCCUGUCAUUGUAGAAAAAAAAGGAUAAAUAAAGCACAACUAAAACAACAUAUGGACAUUAUCGUCGUCGGAUAUUAAACGUGAUAAGGCAUGAGAUAUCUUGCGCGGUCUACAAUUUGAUAACAGAACAAUUCAUUCUAUAUGUUUUCGCGUACAUUUUACUAUAUUUAGUCAAGCAUGGAAAUAAGAAAUUAGAAAUUUAUUCAAACAAAUUGAAACCAGUUUGACGCAUACAUAUGAUAUUAUGUAUCUUUCAAUUAUUUAUGGGGUAACAUAAAAGUGACAAGAGAGAGAGAGAGGAAAGAUAACCAAUUCAGUAUUUAGUCAAAUAAAUAAAAGGUUGUAACAGAUUUUAAGAAAUGUCCAGGCCGAGUAUUAAAUAUCAAAUUGUUAAGAAGGAUGAUAUUUCGUAUUACUUAUCAUCACAAAGUACACAAGAUUAUCCAACUUUACCUAAAAAGGAACCUUGCACAGGAGCCUUACAAACAACUUUAAUCAUUUCUAUUUAUUUCGUUUUAUCCAUAGGACUUACUUUUUAUCAAAAAUGGUUAUUCAAGUCAUAUGGCUUCAAUUUUCCUCUGGCAGCAGUAAUCUGUCAUUUGGUUGUCAAAUUUCUACUGUCUGCGUUAAUACGUUGCAUAAGAUUAUGCUGUAAAGGACCGCAAUAUCAUGUGAAACUUACUUGGCAAAAUAUAAUAUGUUCCCUAGCACCACCAGGCAUAGCUAGUGGAUUUGACGUUGCUUUGUCAAAUUGGUCAAUCGCAUUAAUUACCAUAUCUUUAUAUACGAUGACAAAAUCCAGUACCAUUGUUUUUAUACUUGGAUUUUCUCUUAUAUUUAAACUUGAGAAAAAGUCGUGGUCUCUAAUUGCUAUAGUAGCAGCAAUAUCAGGAGGUUUAUUCAUGUUUACUUAUAAAUCUACCCAAUUUCACGUGCUCGGUUUUACGUUAUGUCUUUUGGCAUCGUUUUCAAGCGGCCUCAGAUGGACCAUGGCUCAAGUCAUAAUGCAAAGAUCUAAAUUGGGUCUUAGAAAUCCAAUUGAUAUGAUUUAUUAUAUGCAACCAUGGAUGUUGUUACCUAUAAUACCUAUCUCAUUAUGGUUUGAGGGUCCAGAAAUGUACAGUAGUCUUAAGAAUAUUAAUUGGAACGAUUAUGAACCAAUUAUGGUAACUGUAGCUGCAGUCAAUUCUGGAGCUAUUUUAGCAUUUGUUAUGGAAAUAACAGAAUUUUUACUUGUCACGUACACUUCUAGUCUAACACUUUCUGUUAUCGGAAUAUUUAAAGAAAUUUGCAUAUUGAUAUUAGCCUUUGUAUGGAAAGGUGAUCAUAUAAGCGGCCUAAAUUUCGUAGGUUUAUUAUUGUGCCUCGGUGGAAUAAUACUUCACGUUAUUCAAAAAGUAUUAUUGAAUAGAAGUAAAGUGAUUGAAAGUUUAGAGUUAAAAGAUAAUUUAAUAACGAGUAACAAUGCUAAAAAGGAAGAUGGGAUCGAUGCUAAUUUACCAUUAUUAACGCAAAAAUCUAGUUCCUUAAUUAAUUUAUUAACUACAGAUUUUACUUCCGACGAAGAAGAUGAUAUUAAAAUGAAAGAAAAUUCUUCUCAAGUAUUAAAUAAUAUUUUACAACGCAGAGAAUGAGAAUGUGAAAUAAACACACGAGUCAGAUUUCAUUUUUUCUCAUCUGUGGAUUUAAGUAAUUAACGAUUGACAUCACAAAUUUCAAUAA